CCAAGUUAAUGAUUUUAUCGAAGGAUUUCAUAUUACAAAUAUAGUCAACUUGAAAUUAAUUUAAUAUAAUAUCAUCGUUGAUCUUUGAUUCCGUCAUGUCUUCUGGUCGUCAACAGGAAGAUUCUGAAGAGAAAGAUCAAAGAUCGAAGAAUCCAAUGAUUCGACAUGAGAAAUACAAAACCGGCAUCAUAAAUGAUGAGAAAACGUUUGCUGGAUCAUUAUCACAAGAAUCAGCUGACAAAUGUGUUAAAAUUGAUUCUACUACUAGCUCCAAAGAUGAUUUUAAAAAAUCCUUUAAAAUCGACAUACCGAAGAACAAUAAUCCGUCUGACAAUCCAAGAUAUUCUUCAGAGAAACCAAUCGUACUUAACAAGUUGCCAAUCUUCGACGAAGAGUCACGUCUUUCGUGAUCAUUAUAAUAAUAUAAUAAUAUAUUCGUCCUUUUUGUUUUUUUUUUUUUUCUAUUAACAUUCUAAUGAUUCUGGUUAGUGCUUUAGUUGAUCUGUAAUAAUUAUCUGUAAUAAUUAUCUGUUAAUAAAUUAAAUAGAUAAUAAUUGUGUCUA
Vespula pensylvanica (western yellowjacket) is the source of this 563-nucleotide messenger RNA. RefSeq lists its product as uncharacterized. The record is from RefSeq and is a predicted model, not a curated record. The coding region runs from base 96 to 410 and encodes 104 amino acids. The transcript has 2 exons. NCBI's taxonomy places the organism in Eukaryota, Metazoa, Arthropoda, Insecta, Hymenoptera, Vespidae.